Molecule: messenger RNA, 1442 nt
Organism: Vicia villosa (hairy vetch)
Lineage: Eukaryota; Viridiplantae; Streptophyta; Magnoliopsida; Fabales; Fabaceae
Product: protein IN CHLOROPLAST ATPASE BIOGENESIS, chloroplastic-like
Exons: 11
Coding region: 79-1230 (383 amino acids)
Source: RefSeq, a predicted model, not a curated record
ACUUCAUAGUCCUUCUCAAUCUCUUUCAUUCUCUACCAUUUGUCAUCAUCUUUUACUCAAUAUCAAACUUCUUUUCACAUGAAUCCUUUCGAUUCUUCCCACAUUGCAAAAAUGUUUAUGGAUCAUAUGAAUGAUGGUAUGGACGAAGAACUCGUGAGAUUGUUUAUGGAAGAAGAAGCCUCCAUCUCUAAAAGGUCUAGACGUCAAAGAAGGAAUAUAAAGAGAAAUCGUGAGGAGGAGCAUGACCCAUCUCCCCUCAUCUCUUCUUCUUCUUCUUCUUCUUCCUCCAUCUAUUCUUUCUCCUUCUCUGAACAUGUUUCUUUCGUAAAGAAUGUAGCUGCAACUCAACCACCUCAGCAUCUCUCACAACUCUUGAAUAUCUUGAAAACUAGAGGUGAUACAAUUAUUUCUCCUGCUGCCAAACAAGGAUUAAUCCCCCUUGCUAUUCCACUCUCACAAAACAGCUCUGGUGUUGUAACUGCGCUGCUGCGAUGGCCUACGGCUCCACCCAAAUUGGAUAUGCCGGUGGUGGAAGUUAGAAAACAUGGGGUGUGGCUUUUAGCUAAGACGGUAGACCAAUAUAUUCACAGGAUAUUGGUUGAAGAAGAUGUAAAGGACAGUCAACAGAGAAAUGAAGAACUAUUUUAUGCUUCAGCUGAUGCUGGUGAAAAGCUUUAUAGAAAGGGUUAUUUUGCAAAGUCUGGAAUUUCUAACUUAGAUGACUAUCUUCUAAAAGAGGUUGGUAUAUUUCCUGAUGUCUUAGAGCGCAAAGUGAUGCGGCAUUUUGAGGAAGGAGAUCAGGUCUCAGCUUUAGUAACGGGGGAAUUUUAUACAAAGAAGGAGCAUUUUCCAGGAUUUGCACGGCCUUUUGUGUUCAAUGCCGAGAUUAUGUUGAGGGUUGGGCGUAAAGUAGAAGCUAAAGAUGCUGCUAGGGGAGCUUUGAAAUCACCAUGGUGGACUCUAGGUUGCUUGUAUCGGGACAUUGCUAAUAUAGCCCAAUGGGACAAUGAGCAAAUUGAGUAUAUUAAAGAGAGAGUUUCUGAAGAGGGAAGGCAAGAAGAUCUUAAAAAGGGGAAGGAACCUGCACAGGUUUUACUUGAUGAGGCAGCUUUCUUGUUAAAUUUGGCUUCUAUAGAAGGAAAUUGGGACGAUUAUUUGGAACAGAUAGCCAAAUGUUAUGAGGAAGCAGGACUCAAUGAUGUUGCAAAAUUCAUUCUUUAUAAAUCAUAAUUCAUCUGGCAGAUUUUUGUCCAUCUACAGGUUUCAGAGCCUUCCCUGUUCGGCAUUUCCAGUACUUCAUAUUAGAGUUUUGGAUAUUUUUGCUUGAAUUCACGUUUCAUUCAAACAAUAUAAUUCGACUUCUCAAAUGUCCAUUAUUUUUCAUGGCUUACAUGUAUGAAUAAUGACAUUAACUCUUAGUUCAUCAUAUAUUACUUUAUGCA